Molecule: messenger RNA, 1384 nt
Organism: Rhagoletis pomonella (apple maggot)
Lineage: Eukaryota; Metazoa; Arthropoda; Insecta; Diptera; Tephritidae
Exons: 2
Coding region: 190-1089 (299 amino acids)
Source: RefSeq, a predicted model, not a curated record
GUUCUUUUUCCUUUGGCUGGCGGCGAGAAAACAUUAAUUUGCAGGAGCAAGCACAAAUAUUUUAGCGCGCAUAACAAUUAAAUAAAGGACGCUCAAAAUAAGUGCUGGUCUUAUAUUUUUUCACUCGCCUGUCAACAGUCUAAAAUAUUUGUGGACUUAUCUAAGUACCUACAUACUUAUAUAAACAACAUGGAAGAUUCGAGACCAAACCAAGUAUGCGAAGCACACCCUUGCGCUACGACCACACCUUGUGUAACAGCAUCACCAGUCGACCAGUUAGCCCAGUUAACAUUUACGACUACCGAUGCGCCGGCACAGAUUUGGGAAACGGCCCAAAAUGGGGAGGGUUCGACCGCGAAUGUAGGUGCUCCCGUGCACGUGGAUGUUUACUCAACUCCUACUCCAUCGGGCAGCGGAUUUGUUAGAGCACCCACUACAUCAGCAUCGGGCGCAACCUCUGCAGAUAUGGUCGCCGAACUAUCAGCAUCGCAUACGGUUUUAGACUCGGUAAUAUUGUCACCAAAAACGCGUAGUAAAUUUUCGCGGUUAGGAUAUGAAGCCGUCCCAUGUGCUCGCUCUGCCCCGUUAAUGGCAUGCACAGAGCACAACUUAUCAUCUGUAAGCUCGGCUAGCAACAUAACUUCGAUGAUGAAUAACCUCUAUUCUACAGCGUGGUACAAGUCAUCCAAUAAUUUUGCCGGGCAUCAGCCUGUGUCGAAUUCUACCUAUACUUACGUACCCACUAGCAACAUGUGUCACGCCGACAGGGGUUUUCACAUUUUCGAUCCUGUUAGAUUGCAUAACUCACAGUUAUCAUGCAGCCAACCAUAUGUUGGCGGGUCGCCUCUAUAUGGCAAUGCAAAAGAGAUUUUAAAUCCUCAAAUUCAUAUGGCACCUCGCCCUCCAUAUACCACGCAGGGUAGUGGGUGGGUCCAAGGUCCACUUUCUGGUCAAAACACUUCUGUGCCCAGUAACGUAAGUACCACUUGGAAUUCAACUCUUUCUCCUUCGCAUAUAGCGGCAAGACAAGUCAUUACGAAAGACUUACCUCACUUUUCCGGAGACCCUGAAGAAUGGCCUCUUUUUUAGACGAACUUUUUGCAAUCCACGGAACGCUGCGGGUUUUCGGAUCAAGAAAAUUUAAUUCGACUGCAGAAGUGUCUGAAAGGUCCUGCACUCGAGGCAGUUCGUGGCAAAUUGAUGAUGCCGGCCACAGUAAAUUUAGCAAUAGAAACACUCCGUAUGCUUUUUGGGCGACCAGACAUCAUUCACGAAGCCCUUCAGCGCAAGGUUAGAGAGGUUCCGGCAGUUAGAAUCGAGCGUUUAGAAACGUUAAUUACGCUGGCUCUUGCUGUGCAAAAUUAUAGGGCAACUAUGCAAGCCA